Messenger RNA from Ostrinia furnacalis (Asian corn borer), 1799 nucleotides. It is a transcript of the gene Mo25, whose product is annotated as calcium binding protein Mo25. Gene Ontology annotation, molecular function: protein serine/threonine kinase activator activity. Lineage: Eukaryota; Metazoa; Arthropoda; Insecta; Lepidoptera; Crambidae. The coding region runs from base 162 to 1169 and encodes 335 amino acids. The record is from RefSeq and is a predicted model, not a curated record. Gene Ontology annotation, biological process: intracellular signal transduction. The transcript has 7 exons.
UAUUCUGAAAGUGAGUUUUUGCCCUAAUAAUUGAGUAUUCGACAAUAAUAUAGUUGAAAUACAUUAACUUAAGGAAUUUGUAAUAAUAAUUGGCUCGACCUCAGGUACAAUCUUAUGUAGACAGAAUCACUUAGAAUAACUGUGUAAAUUAUCGAAAUACUAUGCCUCUUUUUGGUAAGUCUCAGAAAAGCCCAGCGGAGCUCGUGAGAUCGUUGAAGGAUGCUGUUACAGCGUUAGAAAGAGGCGACAAAAAGGCCGAGAAAGCUCAGGAAGAUGUGAGCAAAAACUUGGUGUUGAUAAAGAACAUGCUGUAUGGGACAUCAGAUGCAGAGCCACAAACUGACAUCAUAGUAGCACAGUUGGCACAGGAACUUUAUAAUACAAAUUUGCUGCUUCUUCUGAUUCAGAAUCUGAACCGGAUUGACUUUGAGGGGAAGAAAGAUGUUGCACAAGUUUUCAAUAAUGUUCUGAGGCGUCAAAUAGGGACUCGUUCGCCUACCGUAGAGUACAUUUGCACUAAACCUGAGAUCCUGUUCACCUUGAUGUCUGGGUAUGAACACCAGGAAAUAGCAUCGAAUUGUGGUACUAUGCUCAGGGAGUGUGCCAGAUAUGAGGCUUUGGCUAAGAUAAUGUUGUAUUCAGACGAUUUUUACAAUUUCUUUCGUUAUGUAGAAGUUUCCACUUUUGAUAUUGCCUCAGAUGCCUUUUCUACUUUUAAGGAACUCCUAACCCGACACAAAAUGUUGUGUGCCGAAUUUCUAGAAGCUAAUUAUGAUAAAGUGUUCAGCCACUACCAACGACUGCUCAACUCGGAGAACUAUGUAACACGACGGCAGAGUCUCAAGCUGCUUGGAGAGUUACUUCUCGAUCGACACAACUUCUCUAUCAUGACCCGUUACAUCACCAACCCGGAUAACCUUAAACUCAUGAUGAAUAUGUUAAAAGAGAAGUCACGCAACAUACAGUUUGAGGCUUUCCACGUUUUUAAGGUAUUUGUAGCCAAUCCCAAUAAACCAAAACCCAUUCUGGACAUCUUAUUACGAAAUCAAGACAAGCUGGUGGACUUCCUCACCAAGUUUCACACCGACCGCUCCGAGGACGAGCAGUUCAACGACGAGAAGGCUUACCUUAUAAAACAGAUCAAAGAGCUCAAGCCAGUGGAACACUAACAGUUAUUGCAUUUCAUAUUCGCAACUUCCUCCGCGAACAGAAGUUAGUUAUAGAUGCUAUUAUAUUUAAUGCUUCUAAGUCACCCCAGGGUGCGCGCGGCGAGCUGCAGACGAGUUCAGCAUAAACAUUGGAAUUCUAAAUGGAUUUACAUUUGGUCUGUGAUGAGUCAGGGAAGAAAGUAUAUUUGUGCUACGAGCAAAUUAACAUUUUUAAUAAAGAUUUGUAGUAAUUAGUGUUACAUAUGGUUUGACUUAUAUAUUUCGUAAGUUGUUAAAACCAUUUUUAGUUUUAUGACGUGUUUAGUGACAGAUCCAGAGUCACAAUCGAAAUAUAUUUUGUCACAUCAGCCUUCUUGUGUCCCUAAGUUUUAGCCGUUCGGUGAUAAAACAGUUUAGCAAGAUCUAUAAUUGUGUUUAAUCAUGUAUGUUUUUAAUUAUUUUUUAUUUCCAUUAUAAUCUAAAUCAUUUAUAGAACUAUAAAUUGUUAAACAUGAAAGCUAGUUUUAUACGUAUAUUUAUCAGUAUUGGUAACAACAUUACAAUAGUUUAUUCAAUCAUUAUUUCAAAGUAAUCAGGAUUUAUUGUUCAAAAGUGUGUUGCAAGAAAGUAUAGUAGAUAAUUCAAUAUUAU